UCCCUAGCUUCCAACACGUUGCGUAUCCAUGGUUGUCCUCUGUUGUCGAGCCUGUUUUACAUCUUCUGACCGAUUUGCAAUCUGUUUCCACCUGGGAGGGCCCCUGUCGGCCGGCCAUUGGUCGGUGUUCAGACGGACGGUUCCUCCCGCCCCACGUGGAAUUGCCUCUAUCGGGGGAGCCCCUGUCGGAGACGGUUAUCCCCGUCUUAAUGUCAAGCUUCAGCCGCGCUCCGUUCGUGCGAGAUCUAGCCGGCCCGUCUGUCUCAGUGGCCCUACAUUGGUGGGGAGUGGACUACCCAGGUAGCGAUGCCUGCGGAUGACGUUCACCCAUACCGUACCGGCGCCAGAAACACAUGUAUUUCUCAAACCCUGUCUUUUAUCCACGUUGAUGGCGUUCCGAAUUAACCCUCCAGCUAAGACAAGAUACCUGAUUAAGCGG
This is a messenger RNA of Salmo salar (Atlantic salmon), 439 nucleotides long. It is a transcript of the gene cd2l6, whose product is annotated as Cell division cycle 2-like protein kinase 6. Lineage: Eukaryota; Metazoa; Chordata; Actinopteri; Salmoniformes; Salmonidae. The record is from RefSeq and is marked provisional. Gene Ontology annotation, molecular function: ATP binding.